CUGUAGUCAUUUCUUCGAACGUUGUUUCUCUUACCGUUGAUGGGACCUCGCUGUUUGUUUGUGUUAUGCUGCCGAUAGCCGUUGAAACUCACCACACUUUUAAAGUAGCAAUUGUUUUAUUGUGUCGAGGAUGUAUGUGGAAAGUCGCAUUUGAUUGUAGUUAUGGGUUGUGUUUAAGUUAAAAAAUCGGCGUGCUUUUUCUUCCUCCUGGAUUUAGAAAAGCAGAAUGUCCAGUGCAAAACAACCAUCCUGCAGUUGUGAUCUUCUCAGUCAACUCAGUCAUCUUGGUUUCAUCCGAGUGUUGAAUGUGCUCUCUGAUUUUGACCCUGAUCUAAUCUCAAUGUCCAUCACAAGAGCCUGGGCCGCCACCAUGGCAGGUCGGCUGAGCUUCUCCAACAUCGCUGCCCUUGCUCCGAUGGUUCGGGUGGGGACGCUGCCUAUGCGCCUGUUGGCUCUAGACUACGGGGCUGACGUGGUCUACUCCGAGGAACUGAUAGACCUGAAGAUGGUCCAGUGUCAGCGGCUGGUGAACGAGGUCCUGGAGACCGUUGACUUUGUUGCUUCAGAUGGCCGAGUGAUGUUCCGAACGUGUGCUCAAGAGAGGAACCGCGUUGUCUUCCAGAUGGGCACAGCUGACCCAGAGCGGGCGCUGGCGGUGGCCCAACUUGUAGAGAAAGACGUAGCUGCUGUGGAUGUCAACAUGGGUUGUCCGAAGGAAUAUUCCACCAAGGGUGGGAUGGGUGCAGCUCUUCUGUUGGAUCCUGACAAAAUCGAGGCGAUUCUCACAAAGCUUGUCUCUGGAGUUUCUAUUCCGGUGACGUGUAAAAUACGAAUCCUCCCAACGGUGGAGGAAACUAUUGGUCUGGUACGCAGGAUCGAGAAGACUGGUGUUUCAGCUGUCGCCAUUCACGGCAGAUUCAAGGAGGAGCGCCCUCGGCACCCAGUCCACUGUGACUACAUCCAGGCAGUCGCUCAGCAUGCAUCCGUCCCCGUCAUUGCCAAUGGAGGAUCUCUAGAUCUGGUGAAGACAUACACGGAUAUCGAUGCGUUCAAGAAGGCCACAGGCGCCUCUUCGGUCAUGUUAGCACGUGCCGCCAUGUGGAACGCCUCGGUUUUCCGCCAAGAGGGACUUCUUCCUGUUGAGGAGGUGAUGGAGCAGUACCUUAAAUAUGCCAUUCGUUAUGACAACAAUCCUUUCAACACCAAGUACUGUCUGUGCCAGAUGCUGAGAGACAAAGUGGAAUCUCCACUUGGGAAGCAGGUGCAGUCUGCGCAGACCAACGAAGAGAUCAGUGCGGCAUUUAAGCUACAGGACUUCUUUACACAAACACAGCAGCACCACCAGGAGCGCAGAGACGCGCUGCAGAGCGGCGACAAUCCUGAGCGACUUGUCAUGGAUGGGGAUGUCACAACAAUGCCAGUCAAGUUUGAACGGAGGGAGUAUCCUCCUCAAAUUACUCCUAAAAUGUAUCUGCUGGAGUGGAGUCGCAAAGAAAAGUUGGAGCAGCCUCUGUAUGAGACGGUUGAGCACUCCAGUGAUCGCACCUUCCAGUCUACUGUUGUUUUGAAUGGGAAGAAGUAUAGGUCCUCGCUGUGGGAAAAAUCCAAAAAGUUUGCAGAGCAAGCAGCCGCCAUUGUCUACCUGCGAGUUCAUGGGAUACCAGAAGGCAAAAUUGGUGAGGAAGAGUCGGACCUAGUAUGCAAAAGAAAGAGAGAAAACAAGACUAACGGCUCAGCCGGGGAAGAUGCAAGAAAGAAAUUACACUUGGAUAACGGAACACAGGAAGAAGGGGACGUCCAGCUAACACUUCAGAACAGCGCCUUUACUGACGUGAAAACUAAACACCUGGAGAGUUCAUGAAGACGAUGCAACAAUAAUAGUGUGAACUUUUUAUAUGUCUGUCGUUAUAGAGGUUCAAAAUGGCCUUUGUGAGGACACUGAUUUCAUUUUACCAUGACUGGACUCAGAUAUGCUCAUCAGCAUUUCUUUUUUAACAAUAGGCCGCAUAUGUUAUGUGACAGCAGGUCUCAGAUUAUCCUUUGUUUCUUUUAUUCGUGUUACAGAUGAUCAUUUUAAUUUUAUUUUUUUAUUUUAUUUCUCUGCUCAGGUUUGUCUUGACAACAUGCUAUACAAUGAAUAAAUCAUCAUGUUU
Messenger RNA from Synchiropus splendidus (mandarinfish), 2153 nucleotides. RefSeq names its product dihydrouridine synthase 2 (gene dus2). The coding region runs from base 227 to 1861 and encodes 544 amino acids. Lineage: Eukaryota; Metazoa; Chordata; Actinopteri; Syngnathiformes; Callionymidae. Gene Ontology annotation, cellular component: cytoplasm. The record is from RefSeq and is a predicted model, not a curated record. Gene Ontology annotation, biological process: tRNA dihydrouridine synthesis. The transcript has 15 exons. Gene Ontology annotation, molecular function: tRNA dihydrouridine synthase activity; flavin adenine dinucleotide binding; tRNA binding.